Messenger RNA from Geodia barretti, 339 nucleotides. The record is from the annotation of a GenBank genome assembly. Lineage: Eukaryota; Metazoa; Porifera; Demospongiae; Tetractinellida; Geodiidae.
CUUUCUUCCUCUGUUCUUUUCUUUAUUCGUAAGAUACAAGUUGGAGCUGGUGGGUCAUGGUAGAAAGCUAACAUGGGAAGCAAAGCCUCAAAGCAUCCACUGCAGUAUAUCAAGUGUCAUUUGCAGCAACGAUUGCCUAAUAUUCGAGAUUGCAAUGGCUUCUCAUUUCGGAGACAAUGGAAACCGUGCUAUCAAUGUCACAAUCUACAAGACACACCCCUGACACCUGUAGCCAUCACACCAUACUUUAUAUCUUCAUGUGUACAGUUGCACUAUGCAAUCAUACCUAAUUGUCUGCUCUCUGCGUUUCUGUGUGGUGUGUGUAUAUAGCUCUGUUGA